Elgaria multicarinata webbii is the source of this 1206-nucleotide messenger RNA. Its product is annotated as relaxin-3 receptor 2-like. NCBI's taxonomy places the organism in Eukaryota, Metazoa, Chordata, Lepidosauria, Squamata, Anguidae. Gene Ontology annotation, biological process: cell chemotaxis; G protein-coupled receptor signaling pathway; positive regulation of cytosolic calcium ion concentration. The coding region runs from base 1 to 1206 and encodes 401 amino acids. Gene Ontology annotation, molecular function: C-C chemokine binding; C-C chemokine receptor activity. The transcript has a single exon. Gene Ontology annotation, cellular component: external side of plasma membrane; membrane. The record is from RefSeq and is a predicted model, not a curated record.
AUGGCGGUGAGUGGGCUUGGAGGGCCCGAGCGGAACAACAGCUUCGUGGAUCCCAGCCUCGGGAACUGGUCCUCAGCGGGAGGGCUGGACCUGGUGGACAUCAGUGGCUUGUUCUACCCAGAGGUUUCGUUCGGCUUGAGGAUGUUCAUCACAGUUGUCUACUUGCUGGUCUGUGCCGUGGGGUUGUUGGGAAAUGGGCUGGUCAUGUACUUGAUCUGGGUCCACAAGGGGAGACCCAUGCCGGUCAUCAAUAUUUUCGUAUUCGGCUUAGCGGUGGCUGACUUCCAGUUCUCCUUGACUCUUCCCUUCUGGGCCACGGAGAUGGCCUUGGAUUUCACCUGGCCGUUGGGUCAGCCCAUGUGCAAGGUGAUCCCUUCCCUGACGAUCCUGAGCGUCUACGCCAACGUCUUCUUGCUCACCGCCAUGAGUGUCACACGCUACUGGUCGGUGGCUUCAGCCGUCAAGGACGGGUCGAGGAUGACCCCUCGGGCGGCCAAGUGGAUCACGGCCGCCCUUUGGGCCAUAGCGCUGGCGGCCACCAUGCCCACCAUAAUCUACACCACGUUGGUGGAUGUCGCCGGGGUCAAAUUAUGCAUCUUCAAGUUCCACUCCACUUACCGCUUGGGCGUCUACCAACUCCAAAGGGUGGUGUUCGCCUUCGCCAUCCCGUUGGCCAUCAUCCUGACCUCCUACCUCCUUCUCCUCCGGUUCCUCAGGACUCACCACAUCACUGGGAACAACCCAAAGAGGCAGAACCAAGUUGCCACGACCAUCCGUCUGGUGGUCGGCUGUUUCUUCAUCUGUUGGUUCCCCAACCAUGUGGUCACUUUCUGGGGGGUGCUGGUCAAAUUCAAGGCCGUCCCCAUGGGCAAAAGCUUCUACUUUAUCCAGGCGUACAUCUUUCCACUCACCACUUGCUUGGCUCACGCUAACAGUUGCCUCAACCCCGUCCUUUACUGCCUGAUGCGCAACGAGUUCCGGAAAGCGAUGAAGGAAACCUUUCGGAAACUCUCCUCCGUGACUUUCUCUUACCAGUACUUUUCUUCCCCCAAGACUUUGGAGGAGGGAGAGCGGGUGGCGUUGCCCAUGAGUUGCUCUGAAAACCCCAGCAACCCUCUAAGCGGAGGGAAGGAAGACUCCACCCACUCCACCAUGUUGGACCUGAAAACCAGGGAAGCCAACUCGGAAGAUAGAAACGUGCGGUAG